AUGGUUUCUCCACGGACACUAUUCACGGCCAGCCGCGUGCAAACAUGGACCUACCUGCUUGGCGUGUGUCCAUUCUCGAUCGCAUUCCUGGUCUUCAUCAACUCGUCCAUCUCAUUUGUCGUCACGGAAUUAAUUGGACUCCGUAAUGGAGAAGGUGAUGCGGUCGGAACCUUGGGCUUUGCCGACGAACUGCUGGCCCUGGUUGCCUGCCCCUUGUGGGGAGUGCUGUCGGAUCGCAUCGGCGUCCGUCAUGUCUGCACUACCGGCUAUGCUAUCGUGGCUCUUGCCUUGGUACUCUUCGUCCAGGCAAAAAAUGUCUACCCCCAGUUACUCCUGGGAAGACUGUUGUUCAGUCUUGGAGGCGCCGCAGUAUCAACGAUGGUCACGGCGGUUCUUCCAGCCGUAGCCGGCUCACACUCGUCGUCACAGCAUAAAUCUACAUCAGACUCUCGGACGAGUACGAGCUCAUCCUCCCGACUGGCUGGAUUUGUAGGCAUGUGUGCCGGAUGUGGUGCGCUCGUUGCUCUCGUUGUCUUCCUCCCCCUUCCAGCUCGGUUCCAGCAAUGGGGUCUCUCACCAGCAGAAGCUAUCCAGCGCAGCUACUAUCUCGUGGCUGCGGUAUCUCUAGUUAUCAGUAUCCUCUGUUUCUUUGGGCUGAGGAACCUCCCCGGAGAAGAGGGCAAAUCAUGGAGCGUGUUAUGGUCCGCACGCCGGCGCGGGACGCCGGAUAGCGGCGAGGCGUGUUCGUAUGCUCGCAAAUUCCAGUUGCCUUAUCUCGAGCAGCUGGGCAUUGCGUUCGCCUUGGGGUUCCGGAAUUCAGAUAUAUUUCUGGGUUACUUGGGCGGUUUCGUGGCGCGUGCGUCGUCCGUGGGGAUCUCGCUGUUCAUCCCGCUCGCUGUUAACCACUAUUAUCGCAUGUCGGGGCUGUGCGGGAGCCAAGAUGGCGAGGCUGAGAACCCUGGCGACUUAAAGAAAUCAUGCCAUAAAGCCUACGUGCUCGCUUCGAUUUUAACAGGGGUCUCUCAGCUAGUCGCGCUGCUUGCAGCGCCAGCCUUCGGCUAUCUGUCGGAGCGAUCGCGGCGCCGUCACGUGCCGCUUUUGGCAGCUUGCUUUGCAGGCUUUGUGGGCUAUACCACCUUUGCCUUGCUACCGAGUCCGGAAUUCAAUGGGGAGUAUGGCAGCCCCGGUGUAUUUGUAGUGANGGGCCUGGUUGGUAUCAGCCAGAUUGGAGCGAUUGUCUGCAGUUUAUCAGUACUGAGCAGCGGCAUUCUCAGUUUGAGCGAGGUAGGUAGGAUGGACGACCAGUUAUGGAGUACCCCGAGUGAACCCAGCGAGGAUGAGGGUGAGGAUGAGGAUGAAAAUGAGAACAACAAUGAGAACAACCCAGUCGACGACGAGGAAGAGGAGCACGGAGAAGACCGACCUCUCAUGACCCAUCGUCCCGGCCGGAAAGAGCGGCACCUUUCGCACUUGAAGGGAUCAAUUGCUGGGGUGUAUUCCCUGUACGGUGGAGCGGGUAUCCUGCUCUUGACCAAGCUGGGUGGGCUCUUGUUCGAUGUGCUGUCGUCGGGAGCACCGUUCUACAUCAUGGCUGGGUUCAAUGGGGCAUUGCUGCUGGCAGGCCUGGUGAGUGGAUUCAUUGGGCACUCAAGAUCCGCUGGACCAGCUGGGUUCGGUGUGUAG
Aspergillus niger is the source of this 1683-nucleotide messenger RNA. RefSeq lists its product as uncharacterized. The record is from RefSeq and is a predicted model, not a curated record. Gene Ontology annotation, biological process: transmembrane transport. Gene Ontology annotation, molecular function: transmembrane transporter activity. The transcript is spliced from 2 exons. Bases 1 to 1683 code for a protein of 560 amino acids. NCBI's taxonomy places the organism in Eukaryota, Fungi, Ascomycota, Eurotiomycetes, Eurotiales, Aspergillaceae.